Messenger RNA from Papaver somniferum (opium poppy), 2136 nucleotides. Its product is annotated as F-box/LRR-repeat protein At4g14103-like. The record is from RefSeq and is a predicted model, not a curated record. The transcript has 3 exons. NCBI's taxonomy places the organism in Eukaryota, Viridiplantae, Streptophyta, Magnoliopsida, Ranunculales, Papaveraceae. Gene Ontology annotation, molecular function: protein binding. Bases 298 to 1857 code for a protein of 519 amino acids.
AAUUUCUUCUCCUCCUGUUUACUCUGACAAUCUGAUUCUCUGUCUCUCUCGCUACUGACUCAAACUGUUCAUUUGACGAAGAAGUUAAGGUAUUUUAUACUGCUCCCUCGUUCAAUCUCUUAUUUCCUCUAUUUAACAUUAAGAAUGUAGUUCAAUUGAAAACUUGUUCUUGUCAAUUUAAGGGUUAGGGUUGAGAAGAAAAAGUAAAAAUACUACUUGAAAUGGCGUUAGGCAAGUUAUAAUCUCUGCUAAGCUUUCAUUUUAUUUACAUUGAGCAGUAAUAAGGAAGAAGAGAUUAUGGAUUUGAAUAAGGGGGAGGAGGGAGUUGAUUGGAUCAGCAACUUACCCGACUCACUUAUUCAUCAUAUCCUCUCCUUUCUGAACAUCAAGCAUGUUGCUCAAACUAGCGUGUUGUCUAAAAGAUGGAGUUACAUUUGGAUCACUGUCCCCAUCCUUGAUUUUCAAGACUGGGUAUGUAUCAGACCUACUUCUUCGGAGACCAAUAAGUUCAUGGAUUUUGUAGAUGGAACAUUGCAUCGUCGGCAUAGCGGGGCAAAUAUACAAAGGUUUGCUAUCACUUGGUAUAACAAUUUGAAUGAAUAUCGAGUCAAUUCAUGGAUUUUUAAUGCUGUAAGGAGUAAUGUUCAACAAGUCACUCUACGUUUAAUCCAGAACGAACCCAUGAUUAUUACCCGCUCUCUUUUUACUUGUGAAUCGCUGAUUUCCUUGAAGCUAAAUGUAGUCCCUAGUGUCUGCUUUCCAAAUUAUAUCUCUUUUCCAAAACUCAAGUGCCUUGAACUCGACAGAGUCGCCUUUAGUAAUGAAUACUGGAAUGAGAAGCUCUUUUCCAAUUGCCCGGUCCUUGAAGAUUUCAGUAUGGAACAUUGCACUUGGUUCGGUAUUCCAAGUUUCUGCAUUUCAACCCCUGCACUGAAACACUUUAAGAUUGAUAAUUGGGAGGACGAAUGGUUGCCACGUGGAGAGGAUGAUGGGUUACGAGGUUGUACUCUCAAAGUUGAUGCCCCAAAUCUGGAGACUUUUUAUUACAAUGGUAGCAUUGCCAAGGAGUAUGUUCUGACUACCUUUCCGUUAUUACUUAGAGCAGUCGUCCAGUUUCGCUUUAAACCAUAUGUUGCAACAAGGGAGCAAAGGAUUGAUCAUGGUGCUGCUAUAAGUCAGUUUCUUCGAGCCCUUGUGAAUGUAAAACGUCUAAGUGUUUCCGGUGAUACCUUACAGGCUCUCUCCUUUGCAGAAGAUCUGUUAGAAAAGCUGCCUACGUUUCACAAUACCAAGGAUUUGAUCGUAUAUGAGGAAGUAACCGCUGAUAAAGCACUAGUUGCUUUGCUCAAAGCAACACCUAAUCUGGAGUCACUUAUAUUUUACGGGCCGCUGCCUAGUGAUGACGAAGAAGAAGAUUAUGUUGCAGGCAGUGACGCUGAUGCUGCUGAGGGCGAAGACAACCAUGAUAGCGAAGAUGACGUUGCAGGCAGUGAUUCUGAUGCUUCCGAAGGUGAAGACAACCAUGGCAGCGAAAAUGAUGAUUGGACACUCGACGUAGUGACAGCUGAUCCCGAAUGCUUAUUUCUACACCUUAAAUCGGUUUACUUUUUGGAGUUCAGUGGGAUCCCAAUGGAGAUUAGAUGGUUGAAACUAAUUUUGAAGAAUGCAAAAGCUUUGCAAGCCAUGUCAAUUUCCACUUGCGAUAAGUUCCUUUUUAACACGAGGAGAGAAGUUGAACUUAUGGUAGAGAUACUAAGUCUUCCGAGAGCCUCAACAAGUUGCGUGUUUAAACUGCCCUCUUGGCUGGUAAGCAAACUUGACCAAGCAUUGUUAGCCGACGACAAGGACAACGACUAGAUGGACACUAACGGUUUCAGCAAAGUAUUUAGUCUGCAUUACACAAAUGGACUCAAAGCUGCUUUUUAUCUGCAUUAUACUGUAAUAUUUAUUAGGCUAAUCUUUCUGGCUCCUUAGUUUUUGAUCUGAUUCUCAUUUUAGAUGGGUUUAAUGUUUGCAUAUCAAUUAAUGGCGAGACAAUUUAACAUUAUUGCAGCAACUAUUGUGAAUGUAUACAUUAAUAUCCAGAUUCACCAAUGGACUACCGGGCGCCCUCGCGCAUGACGGCUAAUUCAGUUC